Molecule: messenger RNA, 1862 nt
Organism: Quercus lobata
Lineage: Eukaryota; Viridiplantae; Streptophyta; Magnoliopsida; Fagales; Fagaceae
Product: putative F-box protein At1g49610
Exons: 3
Coding region: 93-1706 (537 amino acids)
Molecular function (GO): protein binding
Source: RefSeq, a predicted model, not a curated record
GCUCCUUCCCAAUGAAAAAUCCUGUUCUUAUCGAGAGACUUGAGUUGUAAAACAGAUUCACCAAUACAACCGAACUGAAGAGACAGUUGAUAAUGGAGGCAGAAGCAGAACGAAGCUCAACUUCCAGCGAAGACAUCAGCGUCUCCUCCUACGAUUCCAGCCUCGUGAAAAACCCCAAUUCCGAAGAAGAACAAAGAGAAGAAGAAGAACAGAGUGACUGUAAUGAUUACGAAGAUGUUCAUCAAGCUAAGCGUCGCAAAUAUGUGGCAGUGUUCAGAGACAGCGACGAUGAAGAUCGAAUCAGCGAUUUAUCGAACUCGAUCAUCCUCAGUAUCCUCGCGUUCUUGCCCACGAAAGACGCUAUCAAAACCGGCGUUUUGUCGAAAAGAUGGGUUCAGCUCUGGACCUCUGUUCCUUCUCUCAGUUUCAGCGACGCUGGUUAUUUCAAUAACACUAAAGUUUUCGCCUCUAAUGUGGAUAGUGCUUUGCUCCUACACAGUGCUCCGAAGCUCUCGAAUUUCUUGCUCGAAUUCUGGUACAAUUCACAGCUUAAGACUCGAGUCGAUGACUGGGUUCGUUUCGCCACAGCUGCGAAGGUAGACCAACUCAGUCUUAAAUUAUCAUCGAAUUAUUAUAAGAAUUCUGAGGCAUAUGUAUUGCCUCAGGAUCUUUAUGCCAAUGAAUUUGUUUCUGAAUUCGAAUUUUGUUUCUGCAAAAUUUUCCCAACUGGGGUUGUGAAUUGGAGUUCACUCAAGCGAUUGUGCAUUGGGUACACGGCUUUGCCCGAAGAGGCGAUAACGAAAGUGCUGAUGGGUAGUCCUAAACUUGAAUACUUGGAGUUGUGUAAUUGUUGUCAGGUUAAACAGUUGAGCAUAGUUUCUGAUAGUCUGAGGAAAUUGGUAGUAAAAGACCAUUUGCGACAUUCGUAUUUCCCUGCAGUGCAAUUGGAAAUUGUAGCUCCGAAGAUUGAGUCACUGGAAAUUCUGGGGAACUUUGAUAGAAAUAAGUGUCGGAUCAAAGACGUGUCGGCAUUGGUUGAGGCUAAGCUCGAUUUCCACAUGUCUAUGGGUUGUAGAUGUAAAAAGGAAGAUGCUUGUAAGGAGUAUCAAGACAUUGUGAGGGGACUUCUUGAGAGUGUGCAUCAUGUCAAAGAGCUUACUGUUGGCCCAUGGUGUCUCAUGGUUCUAUCUAUAAUGUCAGUGAAACAUCGGCCUUUUCCAUCUUUGAAGUGCAAACGUUUAACGGUGAAAACAAGCAUGAAGAAAUGGGACUUCCUUGGCAUUGCAAGCCUGCUUCAAAGUUCGCCAUAUGUUGAGACAUUGGUUAUGGACAUCAAAUCCCACGACAACUCAGGGUCAGAGUUUCUAGGAAGACGCUACUUCCACACUCGCAAGUUUGAUGAAGUGAGCCAUUGGAAAUCAAAGAAAAUCCAUUUCAAGUCUUUGCUGCAAUACCUCAAAACAGUCAAGAUUUCUGGUUUUGUAGAAAGGUUGUUCCACAGAAAGGAAGUAUUCAUUUCAGUAGUACAAUUUCUGCUCAAGAAUGCAAAGGUGCUGGAAAAGAUGGUUAUCAGUGAAGCAUUGGUAAUGCAAAACCAGAAUAUGGUACAUGAAUUUCGACAAAUGGCUCAAAAGUUGAUUAGCUUCCCCAAAUCCUCUCCUCAAGUAAUGGUCAUGUCAUGUUCCCAUAUCAGUAAAAUCAUAUAAAGUUAUUCUAGCCUUUAAAACUAUUGGAUUGUCACAAAUAUAUAGUAGUUGUACAGAUUACAGGUUCAAAGAACUUAAAUCUUGCUAAGAACUUGAUUCAACUUCCGUUGCUUUGUAUUUAUGUCUCCUUAGUGAUAUGAAGCUUGUCUUUGGAUA